This is a messenger RNA of Gryllus bimaculatus (two-spotted cricket), 2143 nucleotides long. The record is from the annotation of a GenBank genome assembly. NCBI's taxonomy places the organism in Eukaryota, Metazoa, Arthropoda, Insecta, Orthoptera, Gryllidae.
AUGUCUGAAUUAGAUGCCAGACUUGUGAAGAUGAGUGUGAUAUGGCUGUUUUUGGUGACACAAUUGUUCUGGCUAUGUUGGUUUGGUGAUUAUCUCACUGUUGAGGCAGAGCAUAUACGACUGGCAGCAUAUGAAUCUGGUUGGGAAAUGUCUCCAAAAGUAUUCAGAAAUGCAGUGUAUAUGAUAGUAAUAAGAGCGAAUCAUCCAUUUCUAUUGACAGCUGGUGCAUUUGUUCCUGUAUCUUUAUCAACAAUGACCAAUGGUUUACAAGCACAUUCAUUGACAAGUGAUUCAUUACAAUCUGUUGUAAUUGGGCUAGUGCUUAAUGUCACUGGCACAAUGAUAAAACAAAAUAAGAACAAAGGUCAUCAAGAUAAUUGUGUGUACCAGAUCAUUCAUAUCAUGCCAAGAGUGCCUAUAAAAGUGGAAGUGACACAGUUCUCUGGCUCCUUUUCUCUACUUUCUGUUAUUGUGGAAAGAAGUAGUAGGAAAGAAAUAAUGUCUGCUUCAGUGAGGUGUCUAUAUCAAACUGUUAGAAAAUUAGCAAAUAAUCCCAGUGGAGUAAUUCGAAAUCUUUCACGUACCAGUCCUACAUGGGAUUCCUCACAAGAAUCACAAGUUGAAGAACAAACUCGACGCAAUGAGGAACAUGGUCAAUUAACAGAACUAGUUCGGGAUUUUCUGAAUCCUGCUGAUUUUUAUAAUGCUCUUAGAAACAUAGGAAUAAAUUUUUUCUGUGGUGUGCCUGACUCUCUUUUAAAAGACUUUUGUGCUUUCAUGGCUCAAAACGAAGUGGAUGAAAAUCAUGUAAUAACAGCAAAUGAAGGUAAUGCUAUUGGUCUUGCAGCAGGGUAUCACCUUGCAACUGGAAAAACUAGUCUUGUCUACUUGCAGAACUCUGGAUUGGGUAAUACUGUGAACCCCCUUGUAUCUUUAGCUGCCCAUGAAGUUUACUCUAUUCCAAUGCUUCUCUUAAUUGGGUGGCGUGGAGAACCAGGCAAACGUGAUGAACCACAACAUCUUUUGCAAGGCCAUGUAACACCUGGACUUCUUGAUACAUUGGGAAUUAAAUAUGCCACCCUUCCAGAUUACAUAGAGGGAGCAACAAAAACUUUACAAUCUGCUAAAAAGCACAUGGAUGAAUUCAACAGUCCUUUUGCUCUUUUAGUCAGAAGGCAAACCUUUUUGCCAUUCAAAUUGCGAAUUCCUACUCCAGUGUUAUCUCUCACACGUGAAGAUGCAGUGAAAAUCAUUGUGGACUCCCUUGGAGAAUAUGAUAUUGUAGUUAGUACUACUGGUAUGCUUUCAAGAGAACUUUUUGAACAUCGAGUUGCUCGAGAACAGGGGCAUGAGCGAGACUUUUUGACAGUUGGUUCUAUGGGUCACGCUUCCAGUAUUGCUCUGGGUAUAGCACUGCAAAAGCCUACUAGACAGAUAUUCUGCCUGGAUGGAGAUGGUUCAGUCAUCAUGCAUAUGGGUGCCAUGGCCAUCAUUGGUCAAACAAAUUCAGAAAAUUUCAAACACAUAAUCCUAAAUAAUAUGGUUCAUGAUUCAGUGGGUGGUCAAGCUACUGCCGCUCAUGGAGAUAAUUUCAGUUUCUUAGAAAUAGCAAAAGGAAAUGGAUACAAACAGGGAAAAGUCGCCACCACAGAAGUAGAAAUAACGGAAGGUGUCAGAUGGUUGAAAGCAAUAAAAGGUCCAGCUGUUCUAGAAGUUAAAAUUCGUCAAGGAAGUCGGAAAGGCCUUGGCAGACCCACACGGACUCCACUCCAAAAUAAAGCAGAUUUCAUGAACUUUCUAUCAUACAGUUAAAAAAUUUUGUCUAGUACCUACUUAAAUUCAUUAAUUUUAAUUUGUUUUGCUGUUCAGUAUUUUAUGUUUCUCAGUAUAACUAGAUGUACUCAGUUUGUGUGUUGUUGAGUUUUUGUACUCUUUAGUUAUACGAUUGGAAAAUUAAAGUGCAUUUAUUAAGUCAACCAUUUGGAGCAAAAGUAGUAGUAGACAUAGGGAUACAAACCAAGAUGAUGGCAAAUUCUUCUCCAACUUGAAAUGAAAUAAAUUAGUUCAAGGUUAUGUAGCAGUCAAAGACUUGAAUAUAAUGUUGUUACCAUAAUCAUGCUCUUCUGAUAAACUUUGAGCUGAA